Lactuca virosa is the source of this 453-nucleotide messenger RNA. Lineage: Eukaryota; Viridiplantae; Streptophyta; Magnoliopsida; Asterales; Asteraceae. The record is from the annotation of a GenBank genome assembly.
AUGGACUUCAUGACUGGGUAUCGUCCUACAAACUACUUACAUCUGGGAAACCGAUCUUUGCUUAUUCAACAUCAACAAUACCCCUAUGGUUUCAAUCAACGCAGUAUGGCCCAAUUAUUGUGUUAUCCCAAUCCUCUCCCCUACCCAUACACAUGGUAUGUAUAUGGAAACGAAAUCCAGGCAGCAGUCGUCAACUUUGACGAUCUCUUCCGACAUGAAACUGGUUUAACAUCAUUAGUACCACGUUUUCCUGUCGUUCCCAACCAACAACAUGAAGAAUACGAUAAUGUUGAUGCUGAGGAAGUUUAUAUAAUGGAUGAAAUAAUCAAUGAUAGCUUCGACGAAGCAGCAAGUCAUCACGUGCCAUGCAGCGGAUUGACCAACAAAUUCAUCUCCAAGAAUCUACGAUUAACCAAGUAUUAUGAAGAAGAAAAAAAAAGAAGAAGAAGGUGA